Molecule: messenger RNA, 727 nt
Organism: Perkinsus marinus ATCC 50983
Lineage: Eukaryota; Perkinsozoa; Perkinsida; Perkinsidae
Exons: 1
Source: RefSeq, a predicted model, not a curated record
AUGCUCCUCCAUGAAGUGAGUGUUACCAGUCCCCCCAUUCAAGGUAGACCCAAUGAGGGAUCUACCACACCUAUUGUGAACAUCGACCCUGCUCCACCAGCAAUAUGUUCUGAGAUCGGGCAUAAGCCUGACUCUAUCGAGGCCGAGCAUCUCAUGACUUCGCCAUUAAGACCGAUCCGAGCCCCUACGGAUGGCCCCACAGAGGGGAGCCCGAGGAAGGCAGAAAGAUUGAUGAGUGACGAAUCUAUACCAUGUUCUGUGCCUACUAUUGCGUGUUCUAACCAGUUUCAACCGUGUCAGUACGGGUAUUCAAUUAGUCACAUCUACCACGAGACCAAAGGUAAGACCGAUGAGCGAAAGCCUAGACAUGAUCUAGGGUUAGUAGCGCCCCUUCAGUGCCCCCGGUCGGCACGGUCUUGUGGCUCUGAACCCUCACACUGCCAAGGCGGUCCUUAUCAGGAUCUACCUUAUAGAUCCAAUCCGGUCCAUGACGUCUACAACGCUGGCGAUCAUACUGAGACUGGUGGUAGUGAUAAUGGUGGUGGCUACUUAACUGGUGGUGGUGAUAAUGGUGGUGUUUAUCUAACUGGUAAUGGUGGUGGUUAUCUAACUGGUAAUGGUGAUGGUGGUGGUUACCUAACCUCUGAGGUUUGUGGCCAUCAAACUGGUGAUGGUACUGGUGGUCAUCAAUAUAAUAAGACCAAUGGGCUUACUCAAGUCACCUUAG